CAAAAGAAGAAGAAAAAUCGAAAUCCAUCUCUUAGUCCAUUUAAAUAAGAAUCUAUCUGCUCGUUUACUCUCUCGGUACUAUCAAGAGAUCGGAAAUGGCGGCUGUUCAGAGAGGAAAGGUUUGUGUAACCGGUGCCGGAGGUUUUCUGGGUUCGUGGGUCGUCGAUCUUCUCCUUUCUAAGGAUUACUUCGUCCAUGGCACUGUCAGAGACCCUGAUAAUGAGAAGUAUGCUCAUCUGAAGAAGCUUGAAAAAGCUGGUGACAAACUCAAGCUCUUCAAGGCUGAUUUGCUGGACUACGGGUCUCUUCAAUCCGCUAUUGCAGGCUGCACUGGUGUCUUCCAUGUUGCAUGUCCGGUUCCACCAUCUUCAGUCCCAAAUCCUGAGGUGGAAUUGAUCGCACCCGCAGUGGAUGGCACACUUAAUGUGCUUAAGGCAUGUAUUGAAGCAAAUGUUAAGCGUGUUGUGUAUGUGUCCUCUGUAGCUGCACUUUUCAUGAACCCGUUGUGGUCAAAGAAUCAAGUAUUAGAUGAGACCUGUUGGUCUGAUCAGGAGUUUUGCAAAAAAACUGAGAAUUGGUAUUGUCUGUCAAAGACACGAGCAGAAAGUGAAGCUUUUGCAUUUGCAAAACAAACCGGACUUGAUCUUGUCAGUGUUUGCCCAACCCUUGUCUUGGGACCUAUACUGCAGCAGCACACAGUAAAUGCUAGUAGUCUGGUUCUUCUCAAGCUUCUUAAAGAGGGUUUUGAAUCACGUGAUAACCAAGAACGACAUUUGGUAGAUGUGCGUGAUGUGGCUCAAGCUUUACUCUUGGUUUAUGAGAAAGCAGAAGCUGAAGGAAGAUACAUCUGCAUAUCCCACACGAUUAAAGAACAAGAAGUUGUUGAGAAGCUGAAGAAUCUUUAUCCAAAUUACAACUAUCCAAAGAAAUACAUCGAAGCGGAAGAAAGGGUGAAGGUGAGUUCAGAGAAAUUGCAGAAGUUGGGGUGGACUUACCGUCCUUUGGAGGAAACACUUGCGGAUUCUGUAGAGAGCUACCGGAAAGCUAAGCUUGUCGACUAAAAACUUGGAAAGAAGAACAAAAACAAAGUGUUUUGGUCAUGUUUAUUGCUCCAUGUGUUAAGUGUCCUCAUCUGCAAUGCACACAACACUCUCUCAUCUUCUACUCCAAUAAUAAGAGUUGAGCACACAUAGUACUUUUGUGUACUUAUCUACAAAUUAAGUUACUUUCCAGUUUCAGAGUAUCAAACAAAAAUUUAGUUUCCACUUUUCAGUUUUGCUCUGUUAA
This is a messenger RNA of Capsella rubella, 1287 nucleotides long. Its product is annotated as cinnamoyl-CoA reductase 1. The coding region runs from base 96 to 1061 and encodes 321 amino acids. The transcript is spliced from 6 exons. Gene Ontology annotation, molecular function: oxidoreductase activity, acting on the CH-OH group of donors, NAD or NADP as acceptor. The record is from RefSeq and is a predicted model, not a curated record. Lineage: Eukaryota; Viridiplantae; Streptophyta; Magnoliopsida; Brassicales; Brassicaceae.